Mycetomoellerius zeteki is the source of this 2154-nucleotide messenger RNA. RefSeq names its product pre-mRNA-splicing factor 38B. The transcript is spliced from 4 exons. The coding region runs from base 413 to 2077 and encodes 554 amino acids. The record is from RefSeq and is a predicted model, not a curated record. NCBI's taxonomy places the organism in Eukaryota, Metazoa, Arthropoda, Insecta, Hymenoptera, Formicidae.
AGCAAAUAUUUUUGAACUGGAAUAUUCUUCAAAUACAGAACUAUAUUUAAAUAAUCAUUUCUUCGAUAACAAAUCAUUAUUUGUCAUAAAAACGGACUUACAAACGCAUUUACCAGAAUGUAUUACCAAAAAUGAAGUUCCUAAAGCAAGCUUGAAGAAAAUUGGUCAACAUUCCACAAUUAAAAGGAUAUUAAAAAUUGAUCACACAGCGGAAAAUCGUACUAACUCCCCCGAUUUCGAAAAAAACGCAUUCACUAAUUUGAUAGUUUUUUCAAUAAACGAUGAUUCUAGGAAAUCCCUGAAAAAUCGAAGUGGCGGAGAAAAAUUAGGAUUCGGGGCGCAGAAAAUAUCGCGACUCAGCAUAGAUGAUGAACAAUCGAAGGGCGUGGAAAAGGAGUUUCCCCGGGGAAAUAUGUCGUAUGGGUUCGGUAUCGGGACAAAUGAAUCAUGGAGCUGUGUCGUCACAACCGUAGCCGCGAAAGAAAGAGAGAUUGAGGCAAACGGAACGCAAAACCGCGAGCCGAUACCCGGUGUCAUCAAAAUAUUUGAGCCUCGAGGGCGUCUAUAUCAAAAGCAGGAGGCAGAGACAACGGCGAGAUUGUCUCGGCAAAUGGGAAAAGACGGUACGUCCGUGGCGAAGAUAAAGACGAACGAAGAUAAAGUCGACGAAUCAAGAAAUACAAAUGCAAGGGAAGACUCUUUGACUUCGCUGAUUGAUUCUGUCACCAAUGCGACAAUGAAACCGGAAACCGUAUAUAUAAAUACAUCUGAGACUGAUGAAUCGAUAAUACUGAAAGAUCUCACUUCGGUGACUGUAGACAACGAUUUGCGAAAGCAGCAACAGAUGGUUCCGCCUCUAAGUGUCGAGAAUAGGAACGCAAAUAAAUCGAAUGGAAAUUUGGAUACUGAUAAAAUCGAUAUUCGUGUUCUCGGGUCAAACGGAAAUGAGACUAUGAAUGUAAAGGAAGGUACUCGAACUAUAAUGGAAGCUCGCGAAUAUCACAAAUCCGAUAAUAAUUUACAGAGGAAAUUAUUAUGGAUUUCUACGAUUUCAGUCGAUGGCGAAAUUGGAGAUUCAUCGAUAAAGAACAUGGUAUCAGUUUUUAGUACUACGACUGAGAGUCAUAUUGAAAAUGUGAAUGAGAAUCGACAGCAAAAUAAAAUAACCGAUUCUGCAAACUUGGGAAAAAUAUUGACUAGAACUAAACGCGAAGAUAAAGCUGAAGAAAGUCGUAUUCAGGAUGCUUUAAAUUCUCAGAUUGCGGAAACAAAUCAUAACGCUCGUUACAAACAAUCUGUAUAUCCUUAUAAAAAUAUUGACACCAAUAAUGAAGCAGAAAAUACAGCAGAAAAAGAAGCGGCGAUAAAUUACGAUGAGAAUAAUGAAGAAUAUCAAAAUCAGAAUGUUGAAGAACUUAAAGGGCUCUAUAAUGACAGAGAAGAAGAUGUACUUGAAGACGUAUUUACAGAUAAUGAUAAAGGAAUGGAAAGAAGAGAGGAACAAUCUUCAUUUAGACAGCAAAUCGAUCCUGUAAGAGCUAAAGUUGAUAUGUUGAUUAAGCAAAAGCUUGAUAAGAAAAAACACAAAGACAGUAGAAAUGAUAGAAGAAAGAGACAUAGUAUGUUAGACAUGGUCGAGUAUUACGAUUAUGAUGAUGACGAAGAACAAGAACGCGAUCCUUCAUUAAACGAGCAGGAAGCUGUAAAUAAAGAUAAUAAAUUUUCAAUUAAUGCGAAAAUAAAGCGCGCUGGCAAAUCAUCAUGUAAGUCAGAUGACUUAGGGAAAAAGAAGAAUGAAAACGCUGAGACGGUAAUGAAAGAAGAACUCAGAAAAGCAAAAGCAAAGAACAAAGAGCCAAAAGAAGAAAUCGUCGUUGAUCUUGGUGAACGUAAGAAUAAGACUACGAAGAAAGAUCAAAGUGAUAGAAAGCCCCUCAGUUCGUUAGGAUCUAGUUUCGAGAACGUGUUCAAUGAGGAAAGACAAUUAUUGUCUAAGGGAAACUCGGAGAAAAUUCGCCAAAGCAAAGAUUUUGCGAAUAAUGUUUAUCAAGAAUCAGAUGCCGCGAAAUCAAAAUGAUGUCUGAUAGGUUGGACCAAUCGUUUGAGGAUAGAAGCGCAUCAUCGAAAAAGAAUUCAGAGUUAUUAUUAGAAGAC